AUGGCCUCUUCAUUGUCUCCAAACCCAUUCGAUCACCAAAAAACCCCAAACGCAGAGCCAAAGAAAAGCUUCAUGACCUCUCUCAUUACCCUCCGCCCCAAUCACUUCAAAGAAGACACCUACUUCGUCUCGGAACUCAAACCCUCCGAGCAGAAAUCGCUUCAGGAGCUCAAAGACAAACUCUCCGCUUCGUCCUUCGGAGCCUCUUCCAUGUGGGGGGUCCCACUCCUCGGCGGAGACGACAGAGCUGACGUCAUCCUCCUCAAGUUCCUCAGAGCAAGGGAUUUCAAGGUGGGAGACUCGCUGAGGAUGCUUGAGAGGUGUCUGGAGUGGAGAGAGGAGUUUAAAGCAGAGAAAUUGACGGAAGAGGAUCUGGGUUUCAAGGAUUUGGAAGGUCAAGUUGCUUACAUGCGAGGUUACGACAAAGAAGGACAUCCUGUGUGUUACAACGCGUACGGUGUUUUCAAAGAGAGAGAGAUGUACGAGAGAGUGUUUGGUGACGAAGAGAAACUCAACAAGUUUCUGAGAUGGAGAGUUCAGGUUUUGGAGAGAGGUGUUAAGAUGCUUCAUUUCAAACCUGGUGGUGUUAAUUCCAUUAUCCAAGUCACGGAUCUUAAGGACAUGCCUAAGAGAGAGCUUAGAGUUGCUUCAAACCAGAUUCUCUCUCUCUUUCAGGAUAAUUACCCUGAGAUGGUUGCUACUAAGAUAUUCAUCAACGUGCCUUGGUACUUCAGUGUCAUCUACUCAAUGUUCAGCCCUUUCUUAACUCAUAGAACAAAGAGCAAGUUUGUAAUGUCCAAAGAAGGAAAUGCAGCUGAAACACUCUACAAGUUCAUUAGGCCGGAGGAUAUUCCGGUGCAAUACGGCGGCCUUAGCCGUCCUACUGAUUCACAAAACGGACCACCAAAACCCGCUUCUGAAUUCUCCAUUAAAGGUGGUGAGAAAGUUAACAUUCAGAUCGAAGGCAUCGAGGGUGGAGCAACCAUAACAUGGGAUAUAGUAGUUGGAGGAUGGGACUUAGAGUACACAGCAGAGUUUGUGCCAAACGCAGAAGAGAGUUAUGCGAUUGUGGUGGAGAAACCAAGAAAGAUGAAAGCUUCAGAUGAAGCUGUUUGCAACUCUUUCACGACAGGAGAAGCUGGGAAACUCAUUCUCUCUGUUGACAACACUUUGUCUCGCAAGAAGAAAGUCGCUGCUUAUCGUUACACUGUCCGGAAAUCUACUGCAGUCGUCUAA
This is a messenger RNA of Thlaspi arvense, 1236 nucleotides long. The record is from the annotation of a GenBank genome assembly. NCBI's taxonomy places the organism in Eukaryota, Viridiplantae, Streptophyta, Magnoliopsida, Brassicales, Brassicaceae.